Spathaspora passalidarum NRRL Y-27907 is the source of this 2253-nucleotide messenger RNA. It is a transcript of the gene MED17, whose product is annotated as Med17p. The record is from RefSeq and is a predicted model, not a curated record. Gene Ontology annotation, molecular function: transcription coregulator activity. Gene Ontology annotation, cellular component: mediator complex; core mediator complex. The transcript is spliced from 2 exons. Bases 1 to 1707 code for a protein of 568 amino acids. Gene Ontology annotation, biological process: regulation of transcription by RNA polymerase II. Lineage: Eukaryota; Fungi; Ascomycota; Pichiomycetes; Serinales; Debaryomycetaceae.
AUGUCCAAUGGUGGUGGAUUUCAUAUAGAUUUGAACUUGGAUCAAUAUACCGAAGUUAAUAAAGAUCCAUUUAUACAAAAUGAAGACAAACUUAAUCUUGAAGAACUUAUACCUAGAAUCUUACUAGAAAGAAAAUCAUUCAUAAAUGUUACUGAAGAUUCUCUUAAGAAAGAGAUUGAAAAAUCUUCUUUAGGAAUUGACAAGGAGGAAGAAGAACUAUUGUCAACAGAGGGCACUGAUCAAGAUGAACAAACAGACCCUCAAGAAGCAUUCAAUAAACAUAAACUCGAGUUGUCCAAAAACAUAAACAGUGCCCUUAAUGAAACUUCCUUAUCGCUCGAUUUUGUUUCAUUAUUGAUGGCUUCAGUCAAACCCAACUUGGCAAAAUCAACAAUGUCUCCUCAUUUGACUAAAUUUGUCAAACCUGGUUCUUUAAAUUCAGACAGAUUAUCAACGGCAGACACAAAUGAAAUAUCAGCAAAGAGAGAUACAAAUUCGAGUAAAAUAGGGCAAGGUUGGAAAUUAGAGUCCCUUAACAAAGUAACAAGUUUAUUUAGACAAUCAAGCUUGAAUUUAAAUGAGCAAGUUUUAAAAGAAAGACGAUACUGGAAUAUGAUCAAUUUGGUCUUGGCAAAUGAUGAAGUGUUGUUUAGAAUACGAGAUCCAUUGAAUAAUGCAAGAGCCAUAGGUGUAAUGUAUGGAUAUGGAGAUUCAGGUUCAAAUUUUCAUGAUAAGGGAAUGGCCUUACUUCGUAAGGAUAACCAAACUGGGGAAAUUUCAUUUCAUCCAAUUGCAACUUAUUCAAACAAAAUUGUUCAAAAAGUUUAUAAAUACGUUAGAAUUAGAAUCUUGAGUGAAAUUGACGGUGAUUAUAUGCUUACAGGGCAAUCGAUUUUCCAGUAUGAUUUUACCAAAAGCAAGACCAAUAUUAUAAAUGACAUUGAACGAGCAAGAUUUUUCUUGUUUGAAGAAGACUUAUUCUAUCAAUUGACCAGAGAAGGUAAGAUGUUGAUUAAUUAUAAUGUUUCCAUUAUUUCAAACAAGAUCAUUAUUGAAAUAAACAAAGAAAUAAUUGAAAUUGAAUCAGUGGUAUAUGAUGAGUUAAAUGAAGAAGAACUUAGCAACUAUUACCAAAACAUUAAUGCUUAUUCUUCAAUAAACAAUACAAAAUGUCAAUUGAUUUUAAACUACCUCAAACUUAUGCUUUGUUGCUAUUACAAAUACAAUCUUAAAUUAAAACAAAAGAUUCCCACAUCAUUAACUAAAUGGAAACAGUUCAAUUCACAUCCAUUAAUAUUACGUCCUUUACUUGGAAACAUGAGACAUGAAUUAAACUUGAAGAAUAUGAAUGAUAUCUUAAAUCGUAUACUAACCAAACACAAAACUUAUAAAUUGGAAUUGCAAAAAUUUGUUAAUCUACAAAAUAAAUCAAAAAACCCCUUCCAGAAAUCUAUUGAAAAACCAGUAUCGGAAUUCCAUGUUUUAGUUAAAAAUGCUAAAUCUAAUAUAUUGAAAAUUAAGUUGGAAUUAACCACUAAUGAAAUUUUUGUUAAUCUUAUUAUAAACUUAACAAUUAUUAGAUUUGAAAAUGAAUCUGAUUUUGAAAAUAAAAUUAACGGAACAAACGUGCUUCAAAUCAAUUUUAAUGAUUUUAAUGAAAUUGAUGAAUGUUUGGAUUGGUCCAUACAGAAUUUUGUCAAUAGUUAAAUAGCUCAGUCAUCCAAUUCAACAACUCUAACUUGUUCACCUUGAGCUCUUUGAAUAGCUUCAGCGUUUUCUUCAACAAAUGAUUUCAUGUUAUAGUACUUUUCAUCUCUUAAAUUGUUAUAGAUUAAGAAAUUUAACCAAAUUUCAAAAAAUGCAAAUGUAACAACUAAACUAUUACUGAAAAUUGAAGUUGGAACAAUAUAGACAUAACCAGCUAAAAUAAAAUAACCAGCUACUCUGAUAGGAACAACUGAUUCAAAAUAAACAGUAUUUUCAGCAAGUAAUGGAAUGACAUCGCCUACGGCUAAUGACCCAAAUGCUAUUGAUGCAAUACCUAAAACAGGACUAGUUUUAUCAAGAUGUAAAAUUGGAACUUGCAUUGCUUGUCCUAAUAAUACCACAAAUCCUGAUGUUGAUAAGAAUUCUGGAUCCUUGACGAGAUAAAAGGCAAUAGCCAAGAGGAAAAUCACUCUUGCAUAAAGUAUAGUUUUAGCAGUUAGAAAUUGCAUGGUUGUCUUGGUUGUAAAAGAAAAAGGCAGCAAAUGU